ACAGUCACUUUCUAGUACAGCAUUCACAUUUUAAACAUCAUGGAUGCCUUACAUAAAUUGCUCAAGCUUUGUGCAGAUAAGAAAUCUGCCAUCGGCUACGGCUUUUUGACCAUUCUUACUGCUGGUGGGCAGCAUCUGUUUUCUCUGGUAGUUUUCCAGUGCCCAUGUACCGAACAUAACUUGAUGUAUGGAUGUGUUUUUCUCUUUGCUCCUGCUGUAGUUCUUAUGAUCAUCAGUUAUUUCCUAAACAGUAGAACUUGGAAGUUUGUUACAGGAUGCUGUCUUAAGCCAAAGAAGAUGUGCCCCAAUGGUUACCGCUGCUACGGGCUGCAUGUUUUCUUACAGCUGCUACUGAAUUCUCUGAUAGUUCCGGUCAUGUGGAUUUCUAUAGCCUUGCUUCAUGGAACCUUCUACACGUGUGCAAUGAGCGCCUGGCAGAAUGCAGAGUUUGUGCAGCAUCUGUGUAGGAACAAAUCUGAACAGUGUCAGACACAACUCUACAAAGUGACCUGUGGCAGAGCAACAUUGCCCGCCUACGAAUCACAAGAGGUUGUCCUGGUUCUUCAAGCCCAGUCUCAGGUUCUAGGCUGGUGUCUCAUUGCUGUUCUGGCGUCAAUUUCUCUUCUAUGUACAUGUUGGUCUAGUUGUUAUUCUAAAGUAAGUUCAAUCCAAAUGUCAUUCUGGAAAAUUUAUAUUGAGAAAGAAAAAGAUAAGUUUGAUCGACUGGCUCAGGAAUACGCAGACAAACUUGCAGAAAGGAACCUUAGAAGUUUCUUUGAAAACAAAGAGCCGACUGCAUUUGAGUUGCCCAAUAAUAAAGCAUGGGAGAAGAUCUCUGCACUAUAUACAUUUAAUGCAGAUCACCAAUACUACAGUACUCUCCACAAGUUUGUGGAACAUGGAGUCGAAAAUUUCAGUGGAAAAGAAGUAAUGAUGGACUUUGUAGAUGCACAAGUAUGAUAGACGUUAGGACAUCAAAGAAGAAUAUGACUACAAGUGAGUUGAUGUGUUCUAUGUCAGUUCAUUGAAACACAUAGCAAUAUUUGUAAAAUGUGUGGAAUAUUAAUUUAUGUUUUUGAUCUGAGUAAAAUACAGAAAUAGACAUUGUCUGGGAUUAGGGGAAAUUAUCAGACUGUUUUUCCCAGAAACAGCGCUAUUUUGUCCACAAACUAUGCUAUAAAGAGUCUUCUUAGUAAAGCUUAGUAAAGAGUCUGUCUUCAGUCUUCAGUUCUACUGAGCGCUGAAGAUGCCUGUGUGUAACAUACAGAGGCUUCCAGCCUGCCUCUUGUCACUACCUCCCUGGCUGUACCCUAUCACUGUCCAUCUCUCUACCUACCUGACUUGUUACACACAGGUGUCUUCAGCGCUCAGUAGUAACUCCUUAGUAACUCUCAGUUACAGCUUUGCUAAGAAGACUCUUUAAACCCUGUUUUCUAUAAUAAAGAAACAUC
This is a messenger RNA of Bufo gargarizans (Asiatic toad), 1451 nucleotides long. RefSeq names its product calcium homeostasis modulator family member 5 (gene CALHM5). Bases 40 to 960 code for a protein of 306 amino acids. The transcript has 2 exons. Gene Ontology annotation, molecular function: monoatomic cation channel activity. The record is from RefSeq and is a predicted model, not a curated record. Lineage: Eukaryota; Metazoa; Chordata; Amphibia; Anura; Bufonidae.